Molecule: messenger RNA, 2223 nt
Organism: Lodderomyces pseudojiufengensis
Lineage: Eukaryota; Fungi; Ascomycota; Pichiomycetes; Serinales; Debaryomycetaceae
Exons: 1
Coding region: 1-2223 (740 amino acids)
Source: RefSeq, a predicted model, not a curated record
AUGAAUAUUUCAGUUACUUUUCCAGAAUCACAUCAACACAAGUAUAGAGUGAAGUCGCUGAUUCAACCUCAAUUUAAAGACGGAAGGGAUGAAAUUUCAAAGGAGGAACUAGAUGUAUCACAAGUUGCAGUCCCUGUCAUCAAUUACGACAAUCAACAAUUUGUUUUGAUAAAGGAUGUUUCAAGAUUAUGGAAUUUUACUUCUUCUUAUCAAUUGAUUUUAGCUUUGACAAAAAAUGGAGUAAAAAUUAAUGAAAUAGAAAAAACUGAUAAAGAUAUUAACAAGGAAUUAUAUGCCUUGGAUGUAAUUGAUGAGACCGAAUUAUCUACCAAAUUGUUCUAUAUUGCAUUGAAUAAACUAGCGUCAGUCUUGGAAAACAAUAAUUGUUUAUACUCCAAUAAUUCUCAAAACGAUUCAAACAAACAUUUGAAUGAAGAAAAAGAAAAUAAUGACACGAGGAAUCCAAAAGUGACAGAAGAAGACAAGGAGAAUGAUCUCAUUAUAGAAGAUGAAGAAGAAGAUGAAGUCGAUGAGAGUGAAGACAACGACGAUGAUGGUGAUUCCGAGUCUGAUGAUGAUAUCUAUGAGGAAGAGAAGGGACAAGAUCCUUUAAAAAAAGGUAAGACGCAUCACAUUCACAAGCAUAAAUUUGAUAUGAAAUAUUUAGGUGAUGAUAAAGUAACCAUUAGUCAAGUUUUUCCCCAAUACGGCAUCGUGGAGUCUACAAUUCAAUUGAAUCAUGGAUCGUUUGGUUCAUUGAAUCCAUCUACAAAAUUGAAUUUUUACAAACAAAUUCCGAAUCAUGCUGGAUUCAAAUUUUUACCCAAUACAAAACUUAAUUUUGAUGAAAGAGAAUUGAUCAUGAACACUAACAACAUUUCCAACAUACAAAUGAACGAUGACUUGACUGACAGUGAUAAAAAACGAAAUUUCAGAAGACCAUUAGGUAAAAAUAAAAAAAAUAAUAUUCAUAUUGAUCCAAAUGCUAUAGAUUUAUCUGAAUCAGUCAUACCAGGACAAGGAUAUAUUCCAGAAUUUAAUAUUAAUCAUUUAUGUAAAGUACCAAAUUAUUAUGUCACUUCAAAUCAUCAAUCUACGCAGCAGUCGUUUAAUACUAAGAGGCUUAACACAACUUCAAACUCAUCCUUUUUGUUUAACGAUGGAAUAAAAAUGUCAAAAAAUAUUCAACAAUUAGUGUUUAGUAAUGAUAGUGAUAACUAUCAUCAUUCAAAAUACUACUAUACAAAAGGUUAUAGGGGACCAGGGUCAGGUAAUUAUAAAGAUGGUGCAUUAAUGAAUAAAAUCAACAAAAUACAUACUACACAAGAUAAAAGAAAAUUUCACAAAAGGAAAAUUCUGAACAAAGACAGAUAUAACAAAUCGUUAAAAGGUCUUUUACAUGAUACUUUUAAUGAAAACUUUGUGGAGUCAUUAUUAGCGGAACAACGUAAAUAUACCGAGGAUUAUUCCAAUCUUGAAAUGUUACACAAUAAUUUGCAAUAUAAUUUGUUGUUGAACUCAUAUCGAAGUAUAUCUGAAGAUACUUGGAACUGUUACUUCAAGUUUAAAUCUUUCGAUUUUGAGCAAUACAAUGCUAUAAAAACCGAAAAAAAUGAAAAUGAGAUAAAGAAAAAAGCAAUCGAAGAUCAUAGAAAAUGGACUGAAAAUGAAAAACUUAGAGAGGAAAGAUUAAGAAUGGUAUUUGAUGAUGAAAGAAAGGCAUUUGAGGAAUUACAACAGAAGUUCAUGACAAAACAAAAGGAAUUGGAAGAGAGAAAAAGAAGACAACAACUUGAAUUAUCAUUCGAUGAUUCCUUUGAUGGAAAUAAUGAAGAAAAUGACAAAAAUGAAGAUUUUGACAAUCUAAGAAUAAGUUUUGAAAAAGAAAGAUUAAAUAUAGAAAAGGAAUUUGGUGUUAAAAAGAAAUCCUUCAUGACUCAAAUUGCACCACCCGCACCAAUCGAAACCCCUCAAUCAAAUAUCAUUUCAAGAUUUACUUCACCAGCUGCAUAUCCAGAUAUUGCAAGGCACUUACCAAUUGACUUGAGAUCAACUGGGGACACAAACAAAGAUGAAAUUCCUUUCAUAAAAAAUCCAAUUCAAUGUGUGAGUACUAAUCCAACUUCUGGAAAUGAAGAGUUUUUGACGAAAUAUGAGAUUGUUAAAAUUCCCAAUGCUAAUUCAUUUGGGUGGGAUAACAUUAAGAAAUACAAAGAGAAUUGA